CUCAGCUCCUGGCUGCUGGCACCAAGGCUCACUAACAGCAAGCAGAAUGGCCUUUCAAUCUGUGCUCUUUGUUUUCUUAGCUGGACUGGUAUUUUUCUCUGAAGCUGCACCAUUGGUGUCUCAUGGCUCUGUUGAUUCCAAAUGCCCUCUUAUGGUGAAAGUGCUGGAUGCAGUCAGAGGAAGUCCUGCGUCUGAUGUAGCUGUUAAAGUUUUUAAACAGGCUGAAGAUGGAAGCUGGCAGGAUUUUGCUGUUGGGAAAACCACAGAAUUUGGGGAGAUUCAUGAGCUCACGACAGAAGAACAGUUUGUAGAAGGAAAAUACAUGGUGAAGUUUGACACCAGCUCUUACUGGAAGGCUCUUGGGCUCUCUGCCUUCCAUGAAUACGCUGAUGUGGUGUUCACUGCUAAUGACUCCGGUCACCGCCACUACACCAUUGCCGCUCUCCUCAGCCCUUUCUCCUACUCAACCACUGCUGUUGUCACUGAUCCCCAGGAAUAAACAUGUACUGUCUUUUCACAAACACUUUCCUCCACUAGAACUAUCAUAGGCUUUCAGGAGGAAGGUUUUCCUACUGCUAAUGCAUAACUUUUUGCUAUAUUAGUUGUUGUUUUUUUCCAUUUUGUAACCUGGCAAACUUCAGACAAGUGAAUAAAAUAUUACUUUAAAACA
Malurus melanocephalus (red-backed fairy wren) is the source of this 670-nucleotide messenger RNA. RefSeq names its product transthyretin. Gene Ontology annotation, biological process: purine nucleobase metabolic process. NCBI's taxonomy places the organism in Eukaryota, Metazoa, Chordata, Aves, Passeriformes, Maluridae. Bases 47 to 499 code for a protein of 150 amino acids. Gene Ontology annotation, molecular function: thyroid hormone binding. The record is from RefSeq and is a predicted model, not a curated record. The transcript has 4 exons.